This is a messenger RNA of Numida meleagris (helmeted guineafowl), 6803 nucleotides long. It is a transcript of the gene KLHL24, whose product is annotated as kelch like family member 24. Gene Ontology annotation, molecular function: protein binding. The transcript has 7 exons. Lineage: Eukaryota; Metazoa; Chordata; Aves; Galliformes; Numididae. The record is from RefSeq and is a predicted model, not a curated record. The coding region runs from base 207 to 2009 and encodes 600 amino acids.
UGAGCGGCGCUGGCAGCAGCCGGUAGCAGCGGAGAGCUCCGCACCGCACGGCACCGGCCCGAUCUCGUGGACGAUAGCACCGCGGGACACAGCGAUCCCGGCCCGUGCUCGGCUGCUGGUGGCGCCGAAGCCCGGCGGACCAUAGCACUGUGGAGGAGAAACUCAGCAAACUUUUCUCAAUGACUCUAUAGCCAACUGAUGUAACAAUGGUACUAAUAUUGGGACGCAGACUGAAUAGAGAGGAUAGUGGGAUACAAGAUUCCCCUGCAACCAAGCGGAAAGUUUUUGAAAUGGACCCAAAGUCGUUGUCAGGCCCUGAGUUUUUUGACUUCUCCUCGGGAUCAUCGCAUGCUGAAAGCAUUCUGCAGAUCUUCAAUGAGUUUCGAGACAGCCGGCUGUUCACAGAUGUCAUUAUUUGUGUGGAGGGCCGGGAGUUUCCCUGCCACCGUGCGGUGCUCUCAGCCUGCAGCAGCUACUUCAGAGCUAUGUUUUGCAACGAUCACCGAGAAAGCAGGGAGAUGCUAGUGGAGAUCAAUGGCAUUUUAGCUGAAGCUAUGGAUUGCUUCUUGCAAUAUGUGUAUACUGGCAAGGUGAGAAUCACUACAGAGAAUGUGCAGUAUCUCUUUGAAACAUCAAGCCUCUUUCAGAUUAGCGUUCUACGUGAUGCCUGUGCCAAGUUCCUGGAAGAACAGCUGGACCCUUGCAAUUGCCUGGGCAUCCAGCGCUUUGCAGACACACAUUCACUCAAGACGCUGUUCACCAAGUGUAGGAAUUUUGCACUGCAGACAUUUGAGGACGUGUCCCAGCAUGAAGAGUUCCUCGAGCUGGGCAAAGAUGAGCUUAUUGAUUACAUUUGCAGCGAUGAACUGGUGAUCACGAAGGAAGAGAUGGUGUUUGAAGCUGUCAUGCGCUGGGUGUACCGGGCGGUUGAUCUGCGAAGACCAGUGUUACAUGAGCUGCUAACACAUGUCAGGCUCCCGUUGUUACACCCCAACUACUUUGUUCAGACUGUGGAAGUGGACCAGCUGAUUCAGAAUUCCCCAGAGUGCUAUCAGCUGCUGCACGAAGCCAGGAGGUACCAUAUCCUUGGGAAUGAGAUGAUGUCUCCCAGGACUAGACCACGCAGAUCAACUGGUUAUUCUGAGGUGAUAGUUGUUGUUGGAGGCUGUGAAAGAGUUGGAGGGUUUAACUUGCCAUACACCGAGUGCUAUGAUCCUGUAACAGGAGAAUGGAAAUCACUGGCCAAACUUCCAGAGUUUACCAAGUCUGAGUAUGCAGUGUGUGCUCUACGGAAUGAUAUCCUUGUUUCAGGUGGAAGAAUCAAUAGUCGGGAUGUAUGGAUUUAUAACUCUCAGCUUAACAUUUGGAUCAGAGUUGCCUCCUUAAAUAAAGGCAGAUGGCGUCAUAAAAUGGCUGUUCUUCUUGGUAAGGUAUAUGUCGUUGGAGGAUACGAUGGGCAAAACCGCCUCAGCAGCGUGGAGUGCUACGAUUCUUUUUCCAAUCGAUGGACAGAGGUGGCUCCCCUUAAAGAAGCUGUGAGCUCUCCAGCAGUCACCAGCUGCGUCGGCAAACUGUUUGUGAUUGGGGGUGGUCCUGAUGACAACACAUGUUCUGACAAGGUUCAGUCUUAUGAUCCUGACACUAAUUCUUGGCUGCUCCGUGCAACUAUCCCUAUCGCAAAAAGAUGCAUUACAGCUGUAUCUUUAAACAAUCUGAUCUAUGUUGCUGGUGGGCUUACCAAGGCAAUAUACUGCUAUGAUCCAGUUGAGGACUACUGGAUGCACGUACAGAAUACGUUCAGCAGACAGGAGAAUUGUGGCAUGUCUGUGUGUAAUGGAAAAAUAUAUAUCCUUGGUGGAAGACGAGAAAACGGUGAAGCCACAGACACUAUUCUUUGCUAUGAUCCUGCAACGGGCAUUAUCACAGGAGUAGCAGCCAUGCCCAGGCCAGUAUCGUAUCACGGCUGUGUGACCAUUCAUAGGUAUAAUGAAAAAGGCUUUAAACUGUAAUUUUUUUUGGAGGAGAACUAAAAAAGAAGAUGAUGGCAUGAAUGAAUCCAGUGGUCUGCUGCAAGACUGAUUUAAAAAUCUGAAAGUGGGAAAAUGCCCUUUCCCUACCUAAGUGUCAUAAAAAAUUGUAUCUUGUGCCUUUUGGGGAAGAAAAAAAAAAAGGGUUAAUUUAAGUUAAACUAGUCUCUAGUCUACGAAUCUAUCUAGUAACCAGACUAUGCUGUACUAGUGAUCAGAUGGUUGUCCUAUGAGUGUUUAGUAAUUAAAUCUUGGAAGCUUUGUAGGGAAAGUGCCUUCACAGGUGCUUGUGCCUGUGUCCUAAGUAGUGAUACCUACAAGGUGUUUCAGGUCCUGCUAAUUGGAAAAGUACAUUGGCAAGUAAAUCUCAAAGAACUAUCUUGGAUAAUUACCUUCAUUUAAGAAAAAAAAAAAAAAACAACUUAUAUAAUUACAAUUCAUAUGCAGUGCAUUCUUACAAGCAGAUUACUUGGCUUAACCAAAUAGAUUUUAUUUCAGAUCAUGCAUGGUUUGGGAUUUAAAGGAAAAGCAAAAAAAAAUACAAAAAAGAGACUAAGCUACAUAGGACAAAUAUUAGAUAAAUGUUUUUCUCUGAAGAAGAACAGCAACAUCUUGGUUGUUUUGUGAGCCAACUGCAGCGAGGACUAUGUACCUUAACGCUAUGGACCUUAUUCAUAGUGUUGUUAAAUGCUUACCAGAAGUGCACGGCUACAUAACAUGGAAAACUAAUGACUACUGGGGUGUAGGUUUGCCUCUGUGAAACAAACUUGGGAUCCCAGUUUUUAAAUUCCUGAAUAGUAUAGAUGAAGUCGGAAAGUUACUGGGUUCACUCCUUGCUCACUGUGAAGCGUCUCUAAACUACUCAAGGAAUAAAGAAGAACGAACUCUGGAUUCUACUGCUUUUCAUAAUGGCGCUAUAAAUGACCUAGUAGUAGAGGCAUAGACUCGGUCUGUUUCAUACAGUGAAUAGAUAGGUAUUCAACAUCUGUCGUUGGCAGAGAUGAUUCAGUUACCUACAAAGUACGUCUUGGUCUUUCUUCAGACAAUCGCUUCAGUGCAAUUCAACUACUGCAAAAGCUGCUUGGCUACAGAUCAGGAGUUCUGGGAAGGUCCUUCAUGUCACUAGAAAAAUAGCUGUGGAGCUGUCCACGUAGCCAUGAGAGGGUAACUCCAACAUAACAUGUUUUGGCUCAUUUUGAAGCCUGCAAAGCACGUGUAUUUCAACCCAGAUUUCCUUAGUAAAGGUAUUUCUUUAAAGUCCUCUUUAUAUUUCUGCACUUGGUCUCAUAUGCAACUGUACAGCUGAGGCACAAGUUCAUGAAAACUGAAAUAGCACUUGAGAGCUGGAAAAUGAAUAGGAUUUUCUAUUCAUCAAUUUCCUAUUAGUCACCAGAAAACUUGGGAACUCCCUUUCAAAGGAUUUCUGAGGACAGCAGCCAGUAGGGAAGUUGGUCAGUGCCGGGGCAGAGAAAAACAUACAGUUUCUGCCGAGGCAAGCUGGCCUGUGUUCUGGUGUCCGUGCUUACUCAGGAGGGUGAAAACAUGCACCAUCUCUGGAACGCUGUUUGUUCCACUGGACUUUCUUCACCAUCUUUGUUUCUUCAUGAGAUGGGAAUUCUGACCCUCAGUGAAGCUAUGCCAAAUUGGGAGUCAUCGUUUUCAGUGCCGUGUUGUCAUGGCUUUUAAAGAGCACUGGGAGCUGCACUUUGUGAUGCAUUAACUUGCAACCUCAGGAAAGGACACAGAUUUCAGUUUCUGGCUGAAUACCAAACACUGCUUUGUAUAUGUAAAGAAUAUUGAUAAAAUACAAAAUUCUGCAUAUCAAUGAUGUAAUUAGGAAAUGAACCCUAUGUACAUUCAUAUUGCCCUAAAAAGGAAGCCAUUUGGUAACCUAAGACAGAACUUAGAUAAAUGGAAUCCUUUUCUAAGUUUCUUGUCUGCUGAGUGAUGUUCAAAAAGGUUAUUUUAGUACCUCUGAAUAAGGUCCACUGAUAGCGAUGGUAAUUGCCCAGUAACUGAUAAAAUAUACUAACACUGUAUAUAACUUGUGCCAUCAUUGUAAAUGAAAAUGUAAAAAAUGAUAGGAGCACUUCAUUAGAGAUGCAAUUUGAAAAAUAUUCUUCCUUCCUUUGACUUCCUUCAUGUUUAUAUUAAGAUUUGUGAUGUUGAUUGUCAUGCUAAACUGUUUCUAAGUGUUCUUGAUUCAGUGUCAUUUAUGUAUAGGUAUCCUCUAGUCCGUUUACAAUACUGCACUACUCUGUAAAUAGUGAAGUACUGCUUUUUAUGGUUUCAAAAAUUCAGUUUAGAGUUGCAUUGUAUUUUCUUAACAAAUUAUGUACCGUUACCUAUUAUUUUUGAAAUUGCAAGUGCUGAAUGAACUAGUAAAUGCAGAAAUGUAGAUGUAGAAGAAGACUUAUGCUUACAGUUCUUGGGAACUGUAUGCAAAGCCAGACUGUUAGGCUUUGAACAGUGCUAGAAUGGCAGUUAUUCAUGUAGUUAUUUCCUUAGAGCAAGCAGACACGUUCUUCUUGCUUUUUGAGUCUGUAAUCUGCACUUACGACCUGCUCUCUUAGAACUGUAUUUUUAGGUGUACUAGAAGAGAACAAUUCAACCAUGUUUCCAGAAGGAUAUGUUAUUUAGGAGGUUGCAUUCCUGAGGCACUUGUUCUCUGAUGCAUUUCACUUAGCUAUAGGUGGAUUCAAAGCUUAAACCUUGUCUCUCACACUGACUGCAGUUUGUGGUUGAGCCAAUUGAUUUUUUUGUUUGUUUUCCUCCUCAGCCAGGGGAGAAAACUUUGAAUGUCUUCCACCAUAAACAAUAGAUAUGCAUCAUAAAUGGUAAUAGGUUCAGCAGCUCCAAAGCAGUGCUGUCAGCAUAACUGUCCAGAGGGAUCGGGUCUUUCCGAAGUCACACCUAGGUGCAAAUAUUAAGAGCUGUCUAAUAUCUUCCUCCAUUAAACAGUUAAUUAUCCAUUACUUAUUUCACUCUUAAAAAGAAAAUAAAUUUUUUCCUUCUGUAUUUUGAUGUCCACUACAUCCUGUUCCAAAGUUCAUGACAUAUGUCCUUCCAGUCUUAGCAAUGUGAUGUAAACUGAAAAGAAAGUUGUUUCUUUUCAUCCUGGCUUUGGGCAAGGUCUGUAUGGAAAAUGUGAGUGUAACUGGUGCCUUUCUGCUUGUAGCUAGCCCGUGUGUCCCGUUGUUCCUCAGCUGUCAAGCAUACAGCACGGCCUGGUAGUCAGUCAGUUUAGCUGUAGGCUCUGUUCUUGUUUGUGCCUAUAUAAGCAUCAUUUGUGGAUUCUCUCCUGUUUGUACCAUUAGACAGCUCCUUUCCCAGUGUGAGCCUGGUACCUUUUGUGAAUUAAGCUCUGUGCUUUCUAGUUUAUAGCACCAUAAGUCCAGAGUUGUACUGAUUUAUUUUUUAAUUGGCACCAGUACAGCUCGCACCAAAGUUUGCUCAUUUCCACUGUGAAGCACAGAUAUGUUUAAUGAAAAUGAUGCUGAUACGGAUCUCUUUUAUAAGUCACUCAAGCUUUUUAAACAGGAUUUGUAACCCUGCAGUGUCAGAGAGGCUGAUGGUGUAGGGACAGGAGGUGCUAACCGUGACAGAGAAGUUGGGCAGGACACUGCUGGCUGCUCCAGCUUCUUCCUUGAGUAGUUGAGUUCCCCUAUGGUAGUGGCUGCAGUUGUGGUCUCCAGUGUCCCUUGGUGCAGGCACAGCAGUGCUUGAAGCUCUCCUUCUUGGGUAGGUGAAGCUGUGAACUCGGCCCUGCAGGGAGAGACCAGAGAGAAGUUCUUGGGCUGAGGGAUGGCAGAAGGAGGAGCAGAAAUGUGCCUUUCACUGGCCUUGCUGAAUACAGGGCAUUCUGCAUGUCCAUGCGGUUUGCAGUUCUGGAUGCUGAAACUCGGUUAAAAAUGUUUCAUGCUUGUCAACUUUCCUAACUUGGAAGGAUGCGUGCUUGGGUGAGGUCUUCUAGCAGCAGCACUCAGGAAGGGUAGAGGUUUGUUUUUCUUACUUGCCUGACAGGGCAAGUGGAGCUUUUAGGCCACCACUGAGGAUGGCAUAAGCCACUUCAAGAGCAUUAGGGCUCAAUCACUGUGAGGUGACAAGAAUGUUUGUCUGAAUGGGGGUCCACCCAUGCAAGAAUGACUGUUUUAUUUGUUCUAACACAUGCUCUGUGCAUGCUCCUAGCUGUCCCCACGUUCUCCAAAUGCACAGCCCUGAGUGAGGUACUGCCCCAAACAGGAAUGGGUCUUUUUUCUGCUCAAGUGACUGUGUGUCUACCUGUGGGUGUGGCGGUUUACAAUGGCACUGUUACAAGUGAUGCACAUAAAAGCCCCUGUGUACAGUGUGCUGAUACUGUAAUUAUGGCUUCCUUUGUACUGAGUUCCAAAGAAAGAGUUUGCUAAUUUUGAAAAUCUCCGUGCCUUGAAUUUGUGUCUAUUUGUCUGUCGUGGAGAAGAGUUUGGAUUGCUCCUCCUGGCCUUGGUCAGGGCCAGCUGCUGCUGUUCUUCUGGGAAAGAGAAAAUCUGCCACCCGUUAGCAAGAAGCACGGCACGACCUUUGUUUGGAGUACGUAGAAGAUGCUUCCGUUACGGCAACGCCAUGGCGGAUGGAACCGAGGGACAGCAGCGUUUUUUUUCUCUGCCGCUCCGCGCAGGGGAGCCCGGGUCAACCCGCGGCGUGCGGGGCUUUCAUGGUUGUGCUGGCGGUUCUGUAAUGUAGCACCGUUGCAAUAACAUUUACCUAUUGCAUUUUAAAUAUAUUUCUUGCAUAAUU